Messenger RNA from Otolemur garnettii (small-eared galago), 1494 nucleotides. RefSeq names its product forkhead box D2 (gene FOXD2). Gene Ontology annotation, molecular function: RNA polymerase II cis-regulatory region sequence-specific DNA binding; DNA-binding transcription factor activity, RNA polymerase II-specific. The record is from RefSeq and is a predicted model, not a curated record. NCBI's taxonomy places the organism in Eukaryota, Metazoa, Chordata, Mammalia, Primates, Galagidae. Bases 1 to 1494 code for a protein of 497 amino acids. The transcript has a single exon. Gene Ontology annotation, biological process: regulation of transcription by RNA polymerase II; cell differentiation; anatomical structure morphogenesis.
AUGACCCUGGGCAGCUGCUGCUGCGAGAUCAUGUCCUCCGAGAGCUCCCCGGCCGCGUUGUCCGAGGCCGACGCAGACAUAGACGUGGUGGGCGGCGGCAGCGGUGGGGGGGAGCUCCCAGCCCGCUCCGGGCCCCGAGCCCCCCGGGACGUGCUCCCCCACGGCCACGAGACUCCCCCGGAGGAAGCCGAGGCAGACAUAGCAGAGGACGAGGAGGAGUCGGGUGGCUGCUCGGAGGGCGAGCCUCGCGCUCUAGCGCCCCGGGGGGCGGCGGCCGCAGCGGGAAGCCCAGGGCCAGGCGCGGCCGCAGCCCGAGGCGCGGCGGGGCCAGGGCCGGGACCGCCGUCGGGGGGCGCGGCGACGCGGAGCCCGCUAGUGAAGCCGCCCUACUCAUACAUCGCGCUCAUCACCAUGGCCAUCCAGAACACCCCCAAGAAGAACAUCACGCUAAACGACAUCUACCAGUUCAUCAGCGACCGCUUCCCGUACUACCGGGAGAAGUUCCCGGCCUGGCAGAACAGCAUCCGCCACAACCUCUCGCUCAACGACUGCUUUGUCAAGAUCCCCCGAGAGCCGGGCAACCCGGGCAAGGGCAACUACUGGACGCUCGACCCGGAGUCGGCCGACAUGUUCGACAACGGCAGCUUCCUGCGGCGCCGCAAGAGGUUCAAACGGCAGCCGCUACCACCGCCGCAUCCACACCCGCAUCCGCACCCGGAGCUGUUGUUGCGUGGCGGGGCCGCGGCAGCGGGGGACCCUGGCGCCUUCCUGCCGGGUUUCACUGCUUAUGGCGCCUAUGGCUAUGGCUACGGGCUGGCUCUCCCGGCCUACGGCGCACCCCCGCCGGGGCCGGCCCCGCAUCCGCAUCCACACCCGCACGCCUUCGCUUUUGCCGCUGCAGCCGCCGCUGCUCCUUGCCAGCUGUCGGUUCCCCCAGGCCGCGCUGCUGCUCCUCCACCCGGACCUCCGACGGCCUCGGUGUUCGCGGGCGCAGCAUCGGCCCCAGCCCCUGCGCCUGCCCCAGGGUCAGGCCCAGGCCCCGCAGGCCUGCCCGCCUUCCUGGGUGCAGAGCUGGGCUGCUCCAAAACCUUCUACCCUGCGUCCCUGAGCCCUCCUGCGGCGGGCACUGCGGCCAGUCUAUCCACCGCACUUCUGCGCCAGGGACUCAAGACGGACGCGGGCUGUGCUGCAGGCAGCGGGGGCUCCGGGGCAGGACAUAGGCCUUCCUUCUCUAUAGACCACAUAAUGGGCCACGGUGGUGGUGGCGGUGGCAGCGGGACAGCACCUCCGGGCAGUGGUGAGGGCUCCCCAGGACCGCCAUUCGCGGCAGCCGCCGGUCCUGGGGGUCAAGCCCAGGUCUUGGCCAUGCUGACUGCCCCGGCCCUAGCUCCUGUAGCCGGCCACAUUCGCCUGUCGCAUCCUGGGGACGCACUUCUGUCCUCAGGGUCCCCGUUUGCCAGCAAAGUCGCCGGCCUCAGUGGCUGCCACUUCUGA